Molecule: messenger RNA, 2777 nt
Organism: Solea senegalensis (Senegalese sole)
Lineage: Eukaryota; Metazoa; Chordata; Actinopteri; Pleuronectiformes; Soleidae
Product: ribonucleoside-diphosphate reductase large subunit
Exons: 4
Coding region: 150-2531 (793 amino acids)
Biological process (GO): deoxyribonucleotide biosynthetic process; DNA replication
Cellular component (GO): ribonucleoside-diphosphate reductase complex
Molecular function (GO): ribonucleoside-diphosphate reductase activity, thioredoxin disulfide as acceptor; ATP binding
Source: RefSeq, a predicted model, not a curated record
GAUUUUCGGGAGUCGUUCCCGCGUUGUCCUGUGAGUCGGACCGGACUCUAUUUGCUGCUGCACACCGAGACACCGAGGACAGUUUGGACGUAAAGCCGUAGAGCUGCUGUUUUUCCCCGGGAGACGAAUACACACCACACCGCGGCAGCAUGCACGUGAUCAAGCGAGAUGGACGCCAGGAGCGCGUCAUGUUUGAUAAAAUCACCUCUCGUAUCCAGAAGCUUUGCUAUGGCCUGAACUCUGACUUUGUGGAUCCAACCCAUAUAACAAUGAAGGUGAUUCAGGGUUUGUACAGUGGCGUCACCACCGUGGAGCUCGACACUCUCGCCGCAGAGAUCGCUGCCACUCUCACAACAAAGCACCCAGACUACGCCAUCCUCGCUGCACGGAUUGCCGUCUCAAACCUGCACAAAGAGACGAAGAAGGUGUUCAGUGAUGUGAUGGAGGACCUGUACAAAUAUGUCAACCCCCUGAAUAAACGCCACUCUCCCAUGAUCUCCAAGGCGACCCUUGACCUGGUUCUUGAGAACAAAGACCGCCUUAACUCGGCCAUUAUAUUUGACAGAGAUUUCUCCUACAACUUCUUUGGCUUCAAGACACUUGAGCGGUCCUACCUAUUGAAGAUCAAUGGCAAAGUGGCAGAACGGCCUCAGCACAUGCUCAUGAGAGUGUCUGUUGGUAUCCAUGAAACCGACAUCGAUGCUGCCAUUGAGACCUACAACCUGCUGUCGGAGAAGUGGUUCACGCAUGCCUCUCCUACACUCUUCAACGCAGGAACCAACAGGCCACAGCUGUCCAGCUGCUUCCUGCUUGCCAUGAAGGAUGACAGCAUUGAAGGCAUCUAUGACACACUGAAGCAGUGUGCCCUGAUCUCUAAAUCAGCUGGAGGAAUUGGCGUGGCAGUCAGCUGCAUCAGGUCGACUGGGAGCUACAUUGCCGGCACCAACGGCAACUCAAAUGGUCUGGUCCCCAUGCUGCGGGUUUAUAACAACACGGCACGGUAUGUCGACCAGGGUGGCAACAAGCGCCCUGGGGCCUUCGCCAUGUACUUGGAGCCUUGGCACUUCGACAUAUUUGACUUCCUGGAGCUGAAGAAGAACACUGGGAAGGAGGAGCAAAGAGCCAGAGAUCUUUUCUAUGGAAUGUGGAUCCCCGACCUGUUCAUGAAGAGAGUAGAGGACAACCAAGAGUGGUCACUGAUGUGCCCGAACGAGUGCCCCGGGCUGGACGAGUGCUGGGGGGAGGAGUUUGAGAAGCUCUACACUGAAUAUGAGAGGGAGGGCAGGGUCAAGCGAGUGGUGAAGGCUCAGCAGGUGUGGUACGCCAUCAUUGAGUCGCAGACAGAAACGGGUACGCCGUACAUGCUGUACAAAGACGCCUGCAACAGGAAGAGCAACCAUCAGAAUCUGGGCACCAUUAAAUGCAGCAACCUCUGUACAGAAAUCGUGGAGUACACCAGCCACGAUGAGGUCGCGGUCUGUAACCUGGCCUCCCUCGCUCUCAACAUGUACGUCACUCCUGAGCGGACUUUCGACUUCAAGAAACUGGCACAGGUGACCAAAGUGAUCGUCAAAAACCUCAACAAGAUCAUAGACAUUAACUUCUAUCCAGUGCCUGAAGCAGAAAAGUCCAAUAAGCGCCACAGGCCGAUAGGCAUUGGUGUCCAGGGUUUGGCAGACGCCUUCAUUCUGAUGCGUCAUCCAUUUGAAAGCCCCGAAGCUCAGCUGCUCAACAUCCACAUCUUUGAGACCAUCUACUACGCUGCCCUGGAGGCCAGCUGCGAGCUGGCUGCAGAGCUGGGCCCCUAUGAGACGUACGAAGGCUCUCCCGUCAGCAAGGGCAUCCUCCAGUACGACAUGUGGGAGAAGACUCCCACCGACAUGUGGGACUGGAAGCUGCUGAAGGAGAAGAUCGCCAAGCACGGCGUGCGGAACAGCCUGUUGCUGGCUCCGAUGCCCACGGCCUCCACCGCCCAGAUCCUGGGCAACAACGAGUCCAUCGAGGCCUACACCAGCAACAUCUACACCCGCAGGGUCCUGUCGGGAGAGUUUCAGAUCGUCAACCCCCAUCUGCUCAAAGACCUGACGGAGAGAGGCCUGUGGAGCGAAGACAUGAAGAACCAGCUGAUCGCUCACAACGGAUCCAUUCAGAACGUUAACGAGAUCCCAGACGACCUGAAGGAGCUCUAUAAGACAGUGUGGGAAAUCUCCCAGAAAACCAUACUGAAGAUGGCUGCCGACCGCGGCGCCUUCAUCGACCAGAGCCAGUCUCUGAACAUCCACAUCGCUGAGCCAAACUACGGCAAACUGACCAGCAUGCACUUCUUCGGCUGGAAACAGGGCCUGAAGACAGGAAUGUACUACCUGAGGACAAAGCCUGCUGCUAAACCCAUCCAGUUCACCCUCAACAAGGAGAAGCUGAAGGAGGCUCUGCCUGCCAAAGCCUCGGAGCAGGAGGCCAAAGAUCGCAACACUGCAGACAUGGUUUGUUCUCUGGAGAACAGAGACGAGUGUCUCAUGUGCGGAUCCUAAACUUUUUUUUUUCCUUGCUCUCUCGCCACCAAAUCACACUCUAAACCUGCUAAAGCUUGAGGUUCAAUCUCGGCUCUGACUUGAUGUUAAAACUCUGGAUGACGGGACUUAACUUAUGAAAGUGCUUCCAUUAUGACAGUUCACACGUUUUUCUGUUCAUCAUUGUAUAGUAUUUACUGAUUGACGUACCUACUACAAAAUGUAUUUUAUGUGAAUGGCUUUGUCAUAGAAAAUAAAAGUUUUAUA